UUUCAUGGGCAGGCUUCACGGACGGAUACGGAGGAACAGUGUCGUAAGCUAACUAUCAGGCUGUGUAAAAGUGAUAAGACAUCUGUAUCGUUGCUUGGGCGUAUCGAACAUGGUUUGUGGAGGAUUUACCUGUUUAAAAAAUGCUCUUUGUGCACUCAACGUGGUUUAUAUGCUGGUGGGCCUGCUGCUGAUUGGCGUGGCAGCGUGGGGGAAGGGCUUCGGCAUCGUCUCCAGCAUCCACAUCAUCGGCGGGGUGAUCGCUGUGGGCUUCUUCCUCCUCCUCAUUGCCAUUGUAGGCCUCAUCGGCGCAGUCAAUCACCACCAAGUCCUGCUCUUCUUCUACAUGGUCAUCCUUUUCUUCGUGUUCCUCUUCCAGUUUGGAGUGUCAUGUUCGUGUUUGGCAAUAAAUCGCGAACAGCAGGGGAAGCUGCUCAACUCCUCGUGGGAGAUGAUGGGCAACACAACCAAGGAGAAUGUGGAGACACAGUUGAACUGCUGCGGGCUCUUCAACUCCACAGCUGACCGCACACACUACGAAAGCGAUUUCCAGCACUGCACGGCCCCAUGCAAAAACACUCAGUGCUCCACCUGUGGGGAGUUGAUGCUCCAGCAUGCUGGUGAGGCCCUGCGGAUCCUGGGGGGCGUCGGCCUCUUCUUCAGCUUCACAGAGAUAUUGGGCGUGUGGCUGGCCGUGCGCUACAGGAACCAGAGAGAUCCCAGAGCAAACCCCAGUGCUUUUCUAUAGGGACUAGUGCACCACCAUAACCCUCAUGCAAAUCAUAUAAGAUGGAUGGCACAAUGACACUGUGUGCAUAGAAUCAUGCAGGAAAUCCAAAUCUAUAACUUGCAUCACAGCAGUACACACACAAGCACACAUGCAUACACUCACGUACAUACACACACACACACACACACACACACACAGAGGCAGACGCAUGCGCACAUACAUUUACUGGACUUUGCAAACCUCUCCACUCGGUACAAAUUUUUGGAAUCUGCAAGCGACGUGGUCAGAACCACACUGGAACACCCACCUUGCAGCCACAAGGACUGCCAGAGGAUGCCCGUGCUUGCAGAAGACCCUGACCAGUUUGUCUGCUCGCGUACGAUGGGACGGUCUAGUGACCAUAACCCUUCCCUCCCCACACUAUAUUAAUGGUUGAGCGAGUUCCAGCACCCUGGACAGCAACCAUUCUCGGGCUGUGGUACCGGCUGGAUUCCCAGCUCCAUUAACCCGAUUGUCCUCACUCUACCACCGUGUUAUUGCACACACUGUGACUUGAAUAACGUGUAUAUAGAAUACAGAUAGGCAAUCUGAAAACUUUCAUAGCUGCUGUACACAGAUAACAAAUAUUUCGAUGCUCCCCUGGUUCAACACAGGCCUGCUCUUUCUUCCUGUAAGCUGGUGUCCAGAUGGAACACUAUGAGGCAGCAGUUUGGGACACAUUAAUAAGGCGCAGGCCCUCGUAUCAGAGGCCAGCUUCACAUUUUCUCCAUUUUGCUCAUUGGUGUGUAAGAAUCUAGGAGUGGACUGAUUGACAGACCAUUUAAAAACAUGGUUCCUGAAAAGAUUAGGUGCACCAUCGCAAAGUAUUAUCCAACAUUUGUUUUUCAUGGCACCUGAGUAUUAAAGCGAAUGUCUGAAGCAUCUGCCUAUAGACUAAUUGGGCAUUCUUCAAAGGCAGAAACAAAACCUCAAAAUUGUUGUUGUUUGGAAUGGCGUGCCAUAUUACAAAACUGCAAACAGACAAAAUUUAUCAGCCUUCAAAGGUAGCUUUCUGUCUCACAGUGAACAGAUGAACAGAUAGGCAGUGAACAGAUAGGCAAAGGUGAGGAUAGAGAGAUUGAGCUGGUGAAUGAUUAGGUAGAGGGAAGGAGGUGUGGCAUUCCUCACUGCCCACAUCAGCCAAUGGCGGAACAGCACAAGUCAGCCUGUUAUAACAGUGAUGCGUGGAAAGGCAGUGGAUUCCUCAGUGGCUCUCGUGUCACAAAGAACCGUGGGGAAUGGACACUGUUUCAUUGCAUUUUAUUUCGGACUUGAGUGUAGUUUGCGUUCCCUUUUGUCCCUCAUGGGAAGUGAGGUCUGUUUUUUUUUUUUAAGAGGGUUUUUUUAAUCAAGCUGAAGCUGGCUCAGUAACAUAAGCGGUUUAUGGGAUUAUCUCUAUCAGUGUCUGUUAUACGAUUCAGGUAAUGCUGUUGUCUCAAUCCCACAACAGAGAUUGCAUUACAAUCCCGUACAUUCCCAGCUCUGAUGCCAAGGUCAGACUCUUGUCACUUUUCGAAGUGGGCGCCUGGGAAAAGUUGAUGGUUUGAAAUGUCCUCAAAUGCCUUUGUUUUGGCUGAACAGGUGUCUCCAACAUUGGGAUUCUAUGUGAAAAUCAGAUUUAAAAAGCUCAUAAGGUAACAAGUACUUGCAUCGUUGUGCCGUUUGACUUUAAGCCGGGGAGGAUUUAAAAGGCUGCAGUCCUGAGAUGUAUCUUUAAUCCUAUCCUGUGUUUUGUGCUUGGGAAACUGCUUCAGCUGCCUAUCUGCAAGAAGAAAGGAGCACAGAUCCAUCAUCUAAAACAUUCCAAUCUAGAAGCGCUGCCACGCCUUCGGCUUCACCUGUACUCUUUCAGGACUGCAGUCCAGAAGUUUUUCUGACCGUUUGCGUUUGAAGACCAUGCACGAUUACCCACAGGUACCCACACAUCUGUAAUGGUCCUUGUGUUGCAACUCUUUAGAUACUUGCAUUUUUGAAAUGACUGAAGUAUGAUUGAAUGCUUCUGCAGCAGAUGGGAGUGCGUGGCAGUCAGCUCAAUGACUGCAGCUGUUCAACAUGGGGAGACACACUAUAGGUUCUCACAUUAGUGUGGUCUCGGAAGUGCAGUUAUUUUACAGAUUUAUUUUACAGAGCUAAAAGAAAGCAGUUGUUUAUAUUAUUUCAGUGGCCCCUUGGCAAAGAAUCUGAUAUGUGUAGCUGUCCCUAUGGUUUCGUCUGAGACUGGGCCCGUGGGACACCACACGCUCUGUGUCCUAGUGCGGGAGGUGUUCAGUGCUGAUUGUGGUUAGAGUUUCUGAUGCACGGGCCCGGUGUGAUGCCGCUGAGAAAUGUAACACAGUAAACGAUGAGCCUGGAGGAUCAGUUUAGUUAAGUACUAAAAGUGACUUACUCGCAGAGUUGGUGUCAUUUCAGUUUCAGUUUGAUUGGUUCAGGAAAUGAAUUGAAAUCCAGUUUAUUAAUUGAAAACUCUCAACAGAAGAUGAUGGACAAUAUUCAAUUCACACACUGAAUUUUGAUUCAUUCACUUUAUUGACUGAACUGAAAUGGAAUUGACACCAACUCUGCUUAUUGCUGUAUUCUCCAUGUUGU
Molecule: messenger RNA, 3352 nt
Organism: Megalops cyprinoides (Indo-Pacific tarpon)
Lineage: Eukaryota; Metazoa; Chordata; Actinopteri; Elopiformes; Megalopidae
Gene: tspan31
Product: tetraspanin 31
Exons: 6
Coding region: 110-745 (211 amino acids)
Cellular component (GO): membrane
Source: RefSeq, a predicted model, not a curated record